Messenger RNA from Hordeum vulgare subsp. vulgare (domesticated barley), 1707 nucleotides. Its product is annotated as putative lactoylglutathione lyase. The transcript is spliced from 9 exons. Gene Ontology annotation, molecular function: metal ion binding; lactoylglutathione lyase activity. Gene Ontology annotation, cellular component: cytoplasm. Bases 74 to 1132 code for a protein of 352 amino acids. The record is from RefSeq and is a predicted model, not a curated record. NCBI's taxonomy places the organism in Eukaryota, Viridiplantae, Streptophyta, Magnoliopsida, Poales, Poaceae.
CGGCAAACGGAGGGAUAGAGCGAUUCUCCCGUGCUUUCGACCUCCCCAAAUCCCUCCUCCCCCGUCUGGGUCGAUGGCUCGCCUCCUCCCCCCCCUUCCAACUGCCGCCACCGCCGCCGCCGCCUCCGCCUCCGCCUCCGCCUCCCGCUUCCGCAUACCUGCCAUCUCCGUCGCGCGGCGUCAGGCGCUCUUCGGCGAAAGAGUAGGGUUGAGGGUGCCCGCGAGACUGGCAACGAGGGGAGUGAGCGCCGGCGCGGAGGCGGGCGGGUCCGCAGCUCGAGCGGGCACGGUGAUCAGCCCUGAGGAGGCCGUGGAGUGGGUCAAGAAGGACCGGAGGCGCCUGCUCCACGUCGUCUACCGCGUCGGCGAUCUUGACAAGACUAUCAAGUUUUAUACGGAGUGCUUAGGGAUGAAGCUGCUGCGGAGAAGGGACAUCCCGGAGGAGAGGUACACCAACGCCUUUCUUGGGUACGGACCAGAGGACUCGCAUUUUGUUGUGGAGCUCACUUACAACUAUGGUGUCGAAAGUUAUGAUAUUGGGUCUGGUUUUGGUCAUUUUGGAAUUGCUGUUGAGGAUGUCGAAAAAACAGUGGAACUUAUUAAAGCCAAGGGAGGAACAGUAACAAGGGAACCAGGUCCGGUAAAAGGUGGAAAGUCAGUCAUUGCCUUCAUUAAAGAUCCUGAUGGUUACAAAUUUGAGCUUAUAGAAAGAGGUCCCACACCUGAGCCUUUGUGCCAAGUAAUGCUUCGAGUGGGAGAUCUUGAUCGUGCUAUAAGUUUCUAUGAGAAGGCAUUUGGUAUGGAACUUCUUCGCAGGAAAGACAAUCCUCAAUACAAGUAUACCAUUGCUAUGAUGGGAUAUGGCCCUGAAGACAAAAAUGCUGUACUAGAGUUGACAUACAAUUAUGGUGUCAAGGAAUAUGAUAAAGGAAAUGCUUAUGCACAGAUUGCUGUUGGUACUGAUGAUGUCUACAAGACCGCGGAAGUUGUUAGACAAAAUGGGGGACAAAUAACUCGUGAACCUGGUCCAUUACCUGGCAUUAGUACCAAGAUAACUGCCUGCAUAGAUCCAGAUGGCUGGAAAUCAGUAUUUGUUGACAAUUUAGAUUUUCUUAAGGAAUUGGAAGAAUGAGUUUUCAGGAAGAUGUCAUCUCCGUGCAGGUUUCAGUGGGCUUUUUCCUCGAGUUGCUAGCACCCCCUAUGAACUCUUGUAAAAGCCUCUAAGUGAGGUUUGUGGAUAGGUUGUCCAAUCUACCGUGUCAUCCCUGGUUGUUCAUAGAGAAUUAGGUUUGCUACUUCUUGUGAUAUAGAUGUGCAAUCCGCUUUGUUAGUGCAGUUAAACUACAUGUACAUUUUAUUCUUCUGACAAGCCAGAAAGUAUUUCAUAUGCAUUUGUUUCUGCAUUCAGAAUUUCAGAUGAACCAAUCUUUCGGUAUGGUAUGCGCAUGAGCUGCUCGUUCAAAUCCUUGUGGUGCUGAAGUCUUCUUCCUCUUGCAUUCAUGGACGGCAUGUCGUGAACAAAGUUCGUUGCGACCUCAGGGCUUACCUCAGGGCCUUCUUCAUCUCGCAGGAGCGAACUUGUUGAAAUUUAGGAGCUUAGGGUGUGUUCAGUUUCUUGCAUCGUUUUUUGGCCCUUUGUAUACUUGUCCCUUAUUUGGCUACCUGUAUACUACUGCUUUCCUGCAUCGUAGCACUGAUUCUAGGUCU